AUGCUCCUUUCUUUUAGUCUUUCUUUUCUGUUUAUACCUUUUUCUUUCUUUCUUUCUUUACAUUCUCCUUUCUUUCUUUAUCCUUCUUUCUUCCUUUUUUUCUAUAUCUUUUUCUUUUUUUUCUUUCAUUAUUACUCUCUCCUUUUUCUUUCUUUCUUUCUUUUUCUUUCUUUCUUUCUUUCUUUCUUUCUUUCUUUCUUUCUUUCUUUCUUGCGCUUUAAUUCACACUUUCUUUCUUUCUCUUUAUUCAUUUUCUUUCUUUCUAUAUCUUUUUCUUUUUAUCCUUCUCACUCUCUAUCUUACUCUUUUCUUUUUUCUUUCUUUCUUUUUUAUUUAUAUCUUUUUCUUUCUCUUUCUUUAUUUCUACUCUCCUUUUUCAUUCUUUCUUUCUUCUUUCUUUCUUCAUGCUUAUAUUGUUUUCUUUCUUUGCCUUUUUCUAUCAUUUUCACUCUUUAUUUCAUACUUUUCUUUCAUUUUGUUUAUAUCUUAUUUUUUUCUUUCUGA
Acanthosepion pharaonis is the source of this 504-nucleotide messenger RNA. NCBI's taxonomy places the organism in Eukaryota, Metazoa, Mollusca, Cephalopoda, Sepiida, Sepiidae. The record is from the annotation of a GenBank genome assembly.